AUUUUACUGUCUAGCUAACGCACUACAUUAUAUAUUUACAUACAUCCGCACGAUGCUCUUUCCUUUUUCCGCCCGAAAGGCGAAUACAUCCGCUGAUUUUGUUGGCUUGCGGUCCGGAUUCAACUUUAUAAAUUGCAGGCGAAAUGCCGAGCUUUUGUCCAAGGGAUAUGAGCCACCGAAGGCGAUCAAAACAGGCACCUCCAUUGUGGGCAUCAUCUACAAGGACGGCGUUAUCCUGGGCGCCGACACUCGUGCCACCGAGGGACCCAUUGUUUCCGACAAGAAUUGCUCAAAAAUUCACCACCUUCAGGAUCACAUAUACUGUUGUGGCGCGGGCACCGCUGCCGACACCGAAAUGAUUACCCUGACGACCAGCGCCGAGCUGGAUUUGCACCGGCUGAACACCGAACGACGGGUGCCGGUAGUCUGUGCGAGCAUGAUGCUUCGCAGGACCCUCUUUCGCUACCAGGGUCACAUUGGUGCCGCCUUAGUGAUGGGCGGCGUGGACACGACUGGGCCGCAGCUGUACUGCAUCUAUCCGUGCGGUUCCAACGAUAAGAUACCCUACGCGGCCAUGGGCUCCGGCACCUUGGCAGCCAUGUCGGUGCUGGAGCACGGCUGGAAGCCCGAUCUCGACCUGGAGCAGGGCAAGCAGCUGGUCCGCGAGGCCAUCUCGGCGGGUGUGUUCAACGACCUGGGCUCCGGAUCCAAUAUCGAUUUAUGCGUGAUCACCGCAAAGGGAGCGGUUUACCUGAGAACCGAUACGAUUGCCAGCGAGAAAGGCGAGCGGUUGGGCAAAUACGGCAUUAAGCCCAACUCCACUAUGGUCACCUCGAUCUCCGUGCUGAGUCUGCAGGUCACCGAUGAGCGAAUCUAUGCAGUGGAUGAUCAACAGCCGGGCACCAGUGGCGUUCAGUUGGAUUCCCAGCAAGCGGAUGAGGAACUGCCCGAAGGAUCGCAGACUAAAUCACCAUAGACAUCCAUACCAUAUAUUUCAGUUCGAGCAAAUUAACCGUUAAAUAGCCACAUGGCUUUACAUAAAUGUUAAUGCAUUCACAGAAUGCAAAGAUUGCCUAG
Messenger RNA from Drosophila melanogaster (fruit fly), 1077 nucleotides. RefSeq names its product proteasome beta2 subunit-related 1 (gene Prosbeta2R1). Lineage: Eukaryota; Metazoa; Arthropoda; Insecta; Diptera; Drosophilidae. Gene Ontology annotation, cellular component: cytoplasm; proteasome core complex; nucleus. Gene Ontology annotation, molecular function: threonine-type endopeptidase activity. Bases 53 to 976 code for a protein of 307 amino acids. The record is from RefSeq and is marked reviewed. Gene Ontology annotation, biological process: protein catabolic process. The transcript has 3 exons.